Tachyglossus aculeatus (Australian echidna) is the source of this 8235-nucleotide messenger RNA. RefSeq names its product titin-like. The transcript has 5 exons. The record is from RefSeq and is a predicted model, not a curated record. Lineage: Eukaryota; Metazoa; Chordata; Mammalia; Monotremata; Tachyglossidae.
AUGAGCCCAUCAGCAAUCUCCUCCCAACAGGACCUUGGAAGCAUUUCUGAGGAGCCGUUCUUGCUGCUGAUCCAGCCCACUUGCAUGUCUGGACAGAAUCACAAGGAUGCCAAGGUUGGUUUGCUCAGAAAACUCAAUCUAGAAAAUAGAGUCUUCCAGACAAAUGUGACCACUCUCACCAAAAUCCUAAGUGGCACCUUGCCUCCUGAAAAGGUCCUGAUUCAAGUUGCAGUAGUCCAGUCAGGCCAAAAGUACAACCUGCCUGUUGACUGCCCAGCCUGGGGGGAACCCCAUGGGCAGAGUUCCUCUCUGCAGCACACCUCGAUGCCUGAGAAUGGUGCUCUGACUGCAACCCAAAACUCAGGAGCCCAGGCCAGAAAUAUGCCAUUAUCACCGGUCCAAAGGCCAGCUGAGGGACCCCAGCAUCAUGAGGAUAGGGGGGCCCAGCCAGUAUUGCUGUUAUCUGCACCUUCUGAGAGAAAGCCAGUGGCCCUGGACAGCACUCUCCAAGAACUUCAGCAAGAGAAAAAUGUAUUGCUUCCAUUCACACUGCCUAAGACUCCUUCCCGCCUGGAGGACUUUCGCCCAGUAGACCAGCAGAAAACCACCCCACUGGGUCUGGUUCCUCCAGUCAACAACUCCCAGGCCUCCCAACCCUCAUCUGCAACUAAAAUGUGUCCCCUCUGCCAAACAUUGCUUACAAGCCCUAAGGAGAAUAUGGAGAAUAAUCUCCAGGAGCCGACAAGCGGUCACCAGCUGGUUGAUGACCAGCCGACCCCAAGGAAAUAUGUCCAAUUUAGUGUCCCAAAAACCACAAUAAACAUCUCUGUGACCAGAGGAAAGGAGACUCAACCUGUCCUUAAGGCAGGAAUGGAACGAGUACCCUCUGACAAAUGCAGCAUGAAGCCUCUGGCGAAGAAUGAUUCCCAGGUACCAAAUCUGAGAAAUAACCCAGAGAAGAUCCCAGUUGAUAGAAAACAGCCAAUGGAGGGUGAUGAGCAGCUGGACUCCAAAAGGGAGCUCCAUUUGAGCGUCCUGGAGACCAGAGUUCCUACCUCCAUAGCCAGCAAAAAGGAGGAGGAAACUCAACCCGUCAUUAAGGCAAGAAUGACACUAGUGCCCUCUGCCAAAUGCAGCAUGGAGCUCCUGGUGAAGAAUGACUCCCAGGUGCCAAUUCCGAGAAAUAACCAAGAGAAGAUGCCAGUUGAUAGAAAACAGGCAGUGGAGAGUGAUGACCCAACCCCCAGGAAGAAGCUCCUAUUGAGCCACCUGGAGACCAAAAACCACACCUCCACAGCCAGCGAGAAGGAGGAAAUUCAACCUGUCUUAAAGACAAGAGAGAGAGUAGUGCCCUCUGCCAAAUGCGGCAUGGAGCCUCUGGUGAAGAAUAAUCCCCAACUGCCAACUCCAAGAAAUAACCAAGAGAAGAUCCCAGUUGAAAGAAAACAGCCAGUGGAGGGUGAUGAGCAACUGGACCCCAAGAAGAAGCUCCUUUUGAGCACCCUGGACACCAGAGAUCAUGCCUCCACACCCAGUGAGAAAAAGCAGGAAACUCGACCUGUCUUUAAGGCAAGAAAGAUAAUACUGCCCUCUGCCAAAUGCAGCAUGGACAACAUACAGCCUCUGGUGAAGAAUAAUCCCCAAUUGCCAACUCCAAUAAAUAACCAAGAGAUGAUCCCAGUUGAAAGAAAACAGCCAGUGGAGGGUGAUGAGCAACUGGACCCCAUGAAGAAGCUCCUCUUGAGCAUCCUUUACACCAGAGAUCAGGCCUCCACAGACAGUGAGAAAAAGGAGGAAACUCGACCUGUCUUUAAGGCAAGAAAGACAAUAAUGCCCUCUGCCAAAUGUAGCAUGGAGCCUCUUGCGAAGAAUAAUCUCCAAUUUCCAACUCCAAGAAAUAACCAGGAGAAGAUCCCAGUUGAAAGAAAACAGCCAGUGGAGGGGGAUGAGCAGCUGGAUCCCAAGAAGAAGCUCCUUUUGAGUGUCCCGGAAACCAGAGGUCAUACCUCCAAAGCCAGCGAGAAGGAGACAGAAACUCGACCUGUCCUUAAGGCAAGAAUGACACUAGUGCCCUCUGCCAAAUGCAGCAUGGAGCCUCUGGCAAAGAAUAAUCCCCAAUUGCCAACUCCAAGAAAUAACCAAGAGAAGAUCCCAGUUGAAAGAAAACAGCCAGUGGAGGGUGAUGAGCAGCUGAACCCCAAGAAGAAGCUUCUUUUGAGUACUCUGGAAACCAGAAAUCACACCUCCACAGCCAGUGAGAAAAAGAAGGAAAUUCAACCUGUCUUAAAGACAAGAGAGAGAGUAGUGCCCUCUGCCAAAUGUGGCAUGGAGCCUCUAGUGAAGAAUAAUCCCCAAUUGCCAACUCCAAUAAAUAACCAAGAGAAGAUGCCAAUUGAAAGAAAACAGCCAGUGGAGGGUGAUGAGCAACUGGACCCCAUGAAGAAGCUCCUCUUGAGCAUCCUGCACACCAGAGAUCAUGCCUCCACAGACAGUGAGAAAAAGGAGGAAACUCGACCUGUCUAUAAGGCAAGAAAGACACUAAUGCCCUCUGCCAAAUGCAGCAUGGAGCCUCUGAUGAAGAAAAAUCUCCAAUUGCCAACUCCAAGAAAUAACCAAGAGAAGAUCCCAGUUGAAAGAAAACAGCCACCAGUGGAGGGUGAAGACCAUCUGAGCGUUUGGAAGAAGUUCCUUUUGGGUGUCCCAGAAACUGGACGCCACACCUCCACAGCCAGCAAGAAGGAGAAACCUCGACAUGUCUCUAAGGCAAGAAAGACACUCAUUCCCUCUGCCAAAUGUGGCACUGAGCCUCAGGCAAAGAAUAACCCCAAGGAGCCCAUUCCAAAAGAUAAGCCGGAGAAGAUCCCAAUUGACAGUAAACAGCCAGUGGUGGGUGAAGAUCAGCUGAUCAUUUGGGAGAAGUUCCUUUUGGGUGUCCCAGAAACUGGACGCCACACCUCCACAUCCACCAAGAAGAAGGAGGAAUCUUGACCUGUCUUAAAGGCAAGAAAGACACUCGUGCCCUCUGCCAAAUGCAGCACUGAGCCUCAGAAAAAGGACAACCCCCAGGUGCUCAUUCCAAAGGAGAAGCUGGAGAAGAUCCCAGUUGACAGUAAACAGCCAGUGGAGGGUGAAGACAAGCUGACCGUUUGGGAGAAGUUCCUAUUGGGUGUCCCAGAAACUGGAUGCCACACCUCCACAGCCAGCAAGCAGGAAGAAACUCAACGUGUCUUUAAGGCAAGAAAGACACUCACGACCUCUGCCAAAUGCAGCACUGAGCCUCAAGCAAAGAAUAACCCCCAGGUGCCUAUUCCAAAGGAUAGGCUGGAGAAGAUCCCAUUUGACAGUAAACAACCAGUGGAGGCUGAAGACAAGCUGACCGUUUGGGAGAAGUUCCUUCUGGGUGUCCCAGAAACCGGACACCACACCUCCACAGCCAGCAAGCAGGAAGAAACUCAAUGUGUCUUUAAGGCAAGAAAGACACUCGUGCCCUCUGCCAAAUGCAGCACUGAGCCUCAGGCAAAGAACAACCCCUAGGUGCCUAAUCCAAAGGUUAAGCUUGGGAAGAUCCCAGUUGAUAGUAAACAGCCAGUGGAAGGUGAAGACAAGCUGACCGUUUGGGAGAAGUUCCUUUUGGGUGUCCCCGAAACCGGACGUCACACCUCCACAGCCAGCAAGAAGGAGAAACCUCGACAUGUCUCUAAGGCAAGAAAGACACUCAUUCCCUCUGCCAAAUGUGGCACUGAGCCUCAGGCAAAGAAUAACCCCAAGGAGCCCAUUCCAAAAGAUAAGCCGGAGAAGAUCCCAAUUGACAGUAAACAGCCAGUGGUGGGUGAAGAUCAGCUGAUCAUUUGGGAAAAGUUCCUUUUGGGUGUCCCAGAAACUGGACGCCACACCUCCACAUCCACCAAGAAGAAGGAGGAAUCUCGACCUGUCUUAAAGGCAAGAAAGACACUCGUGCCCUCUGCCAAAUGCAGCACUGAGCCUCAGGCCAAGGACAACCCCCAGAUGCCUAUUCCAAAGGAUAAGCUGGAGAAGAUCCCAGUUGACAGUAAACAGCCAGUGGAGGGUGAAGACAAGCUGACCUUUUGGGAGAAGUUCCUUUUGGGUGUCCCAGAAACUGGACGCCACACCUCCACAGCCAGCAAGGAGGAGGAACCUCAACGUGUCUUUAAGGCAAGAAAGACACUCAUGCCCUCUGCCAAAUGCAGCACUGAGCCUCAGGCAAAGGACAACCCCCAGGUGCCUAUUCCAAAGGAUAAGCUUGGGAAGAUCCCAGUUGACAGUAAACAGCCAGUGGAAGGUGAAGACAAGCUGACCGUUUGGGAGAAGUUCCUUUUGGGUGUCCCCGAAACCGGACGCCACACCUCCACAGCCAGCAAGAAGGAGAAACCUCGACAUGUCUCUAAGGCAAGAAAGACACUCAUGCCCUCUGUCAAAUGUGGCACUGAGCCUCAGGCCAAGAAUAACCCCCAAGAGCCUAUUCCAAAAGAUAAGCCGGAGAAGAUCCCAAUUGACAGUAAACAGCCAGUGGUGGGUGAAGAUCAGCUGAUCAUUUGGGAGAAGUUCCUUUUGGGUGUCCCAGAAACUGGACGCCACACCUCCACAUCCACCAAGAAGAAGGAGGAAUCUCGACCUGUCUUAAAGGCAAGAAAGACACUCGUGCCCUCUGCCAAAUGCAGCACUGAGCCUCAGGCCAAGGACAACCCCCAGAUGCCUAUUCCAAAGGAUAAGCUGGAGAAGAUCCCAGUUGACAGUAAACAGCCAGUGGAGGGUGAAGAUAAGCUGACCGUUUGGGAGAAGUUCCUUCUGGGUAUCCCGGAAACCGGAAGUCACACCGGAAGCCACACCUCCACAGCCAGCAAGGAGGAGAAAACCCAACGUCUCUUUAAGGCAAGAAAGACACUCGUGCCCACUGCCAAAUGCAGCACUGAGCCUCAGGCCAUGGACAACCCCCAGAUGCCUAUUCCAAAGGAUAAGAUGGAGAAGAUCCCAGUUGACAGUAAACAACCAGUGGAGAGUGAAGACAAGCUGACCGUUUGGGAGAAGUUCCUUUUGGGUGUCCCAGAAACCGGUCGCCACACCUCCACAUCCACCAAGAAGAAGGAGGAAUCUCGACCUGUCUUAAAGACAAGAAAGACACUCGUGCCCUCUGCCAAAUGCAGCACUGAGCCUCAGGCAAAGAACAACCCCCAGGUGCCUAUUCCAAAGAAUAAGCUUGGGAAGAUCCCAGUUGACAGUAAACAGCCAGUGGAAGGUGAAGACAAGCUGACCGUUUGGGAGAAGUUCCUUUUGGGUGUCCCCGAAACCGGACGCCACACCUCCACAGCCAACAAGAAGGAGAAAACCCGACGUGUCUCUAAGGCAAGAAAGACACUCGUGCCCUCUGCCAAAUGCGGCACUGAGCCUCAGGCAAAGAACAAUCCCCAGGAGCCUAUUCCAAAAGAUAAGCCGGAGAAGAUCCCAAUUGACAGUAAACAGCCAGUGGUGGGUGAAGAUCAGCUGAUCAUUUGGGAGAAGUUCCUUUUGGGUGUCCCAGAAACCGGUCGCCACACAUCCACAUCCACCAAGAAGAAGGAGGAAUCUCGACCUGUCUUAAAGGCAAGAAAGACACUCGUGCCCUCUGCCAAAUGCAGCACUGAGCCUCAGGCCAAGGACAACCCCCAGAUGCCGAUACCAAAGGAUAAGCUGGAGAAGAUCCCAGUUGACAGUAAACCGCCAGUGGAGGAUGAAGACAAGCUGACCGUUUGGGAGAAGUUCCUUUUGGGUGUCCCAGAACCCGGACGACACACCUCCACAGCCAGCAAGGAGGAGGAACCUCAACGUGUCUUUAAGGCAAAAAAGACACUCAUGCCCUCUGCCAAAUGCAGCACUGAGCCUCAGGCAAAGGACAACCCCAAGGUGCCUAUUCCAAAGGAUAAGCUGGAGAAGAUCCCAGUUGACAGUAAACAACAAGUGGAGGGUGAAGACAAGCUGAUCGUUUGGGAGAAGUUCCUUUUGGGUGUCCCCGAAACCGGACGCCACACCUCCACAGCCAGCAAGAAGGAGAAACCUCGACAUGUCUCUAAGGCAAGAAAGACACUCGUGCCCUCUGCGAAAUGCAGCACUGAGCCUCAGAAAAAGGACAACCCCCAGGUGCUCAUUCCAAAGGAGAAGCUGGAGAAGAUCCCAAUUGACAGUAAACAGCCAGUGGAGGGUGAAGACAAGCUGAUCGUUUGGGAGAAGUUCCUUUUGGGUGUCCCAGAAACCGGACGCCACACCUCCACAGCCAGCAAGGAGGAGGAACCUCAACGUGUCUUUAAGGCAAGAAAGACACUCGUGCCCUCUGCCAAAUGCAGCACUGAGCGUCAGGCAAAGGACAACCCCCAGGUGCCUAUUCCAAAGGAUAAGCUGAAGAAGAUCCCAUUUGACAGUAAACAGCCAGUGGAGGGUGAAGACAAGCUGACCGCUUGGGAGAAGUUCCUUUUGGGUGUCCCAGAAACUGGAUGCCACACCUCCACAUCCACCAAGAAGAAGGAGGAAUCUCGACCUGUCUUAAAGGCAAGAAAGACACUUGUGACCUCUGCCAAAUGCAGCACUGAGCCUCGGGAGAAGAAGAAUCCCCAGGAGCCUAUUCCACAAGAUAAGCCGGAGAAGAUCCCUGUUGGCAGAAAACGGCCAGUGGAGGGUGAAGACCAGCUGACCGUUUCGAAAAAGUUCCUUUUGCGUGUCCCAGAAACUGGACGCCGCACCUCCACAUCCACCAAGAAGAAGGAGGAAUCUCGACCUGUCUUAAAGGCAAGAAAGACACUUGUGACCUCUGCCAAAUGCAGCACUGAGCCUCGGGAGAAGAAGAAUCCCCAGGAGCCUAUUCCACAAGAUAAGCCGGAGAAGAUCCCUGUUGGCAGAAAACGGCCAGUGGAGGGUGAAGACCAGCUGACCGUUUCGAAAAAGUUCCUUUUGCGUGUCCCAGAAACUGGACGCCACACCUCCACAUCCACCAAGAAGAAGGAGGAAUCUCGACCUGUCUUAAAGGCAAGAAAGACACUUGUGACCUCUGCCAAAUGCAGCACUGAGCCUCGGGAGAAGAAGAAUCCCCAGGAGCCUAUUCCACAAGAUAAGCCGGAGAAGAUCCCUGUUGGCAGAAAACGGCCAGUGGAGGGUGAAGACCAGCUGACCGUUUCGAAAAAGUUCCUUUUGCGUGUCCCAGAAACUGGACGCCACACCUCCACAUCCACCAAGAAGAAGGAGGAAUCUCGACCUGUCUUAAAGGCAAGAAAGACACUUGUGACCUCUGCCAAAUGCAGCACUGAGCCUCGGGAGAAGAAGAAUCCCCAGGAGCCUAUUCCACAAGAUAAGCCGGAGAAGAUCCCUGUUGGCAGAAAACGGCCAGUGGAGGGUGAAGACCAGCUGACCGUUUCGAAAAAGUUCCUUUUGCGUGUCCCAGAAACUGGACGCCACACCUCCACAUCCACCAAGAAGAAGGAGGAAUCUCGACCUGUCUUAAAGGCAAGAAAGACACUUGUGACCUCUGCCAAAUGCAGCACUGAGCCUCGGGAGAAGAAGAAUCCCCAGGAGCCUAUUCCACAAGAUAAGCUGAAGAAGAUGUCAGUCAAUAGAAAACAGCCCAUGGAGAGCUUGGACCAGCCGCCCCCCCAGAAGAAACUCCUAUUGAGUGUCCCAGAAACCAAAGGUAGUACCCUCACUGCCAGAAAGAACAAAAGGGAGACUCGACCUGCCCCGAAUGGGAGAAAGUUGCUGGUUCCCUCUGCCAAAUGCAGCACUGAGCCUCAGGCAAAGAAUGAUUUCCCGGUGUCCAUUCGGAAAAAUAACCCAGAGACGAUGCCAGUCUACAGAAAACAGCCCACAGUAUGUGAUGACCAGCCGAAACCCAGGAAGAAGCUCCUACGGAUUACCCCAGAGACCACGGGCAACACCCCCACAGCCAGCAAAAAGGAGGAGGAGACUCAUCCUGCCCAUAAGGAUGACAGUGCCUAGCCAUCAACCACCCAUCACAGCCACCACCACACAGACCUGGAUGCCAGUGCCACUCCAGACCCGAACUGCCACUACCAAGACCUGAACGGACACCAGAAGGCGGGUAUGUGAGCAGUCCAGGGGCAAAUGUCUAGUGUGCUGAACCCCCAGAGAUCUCAGUCUAACUUCUGGAGGUGAGGAGAGGGGAAUUGUCUUCCCCUGGCCCUGCUGAGGAGGAGGAGGAGGAGGAGCAUGUAAUGUCCUGGAGUGUAAGUCCAUAUA